AUGGCUUCGUCAAGCGAUGGUCCCGAGUUUUAUCUUAGCGCCAUCGAGAUGUUUCGGCGCCUGGACGCACAAACCAGCGGCAGAAAAACGUUCUGUGUGCUGCCAUGGUGUGUUUAUUGCGGAUAUGAUUUCAUGCUUGGUGAUCGAAUCUUAAAUCAUAGGGACGAAGGGAGCACAACCUGGGUGGUAACAAGUCUUUCUCUCACCUUGAGCCACAAGCCAAAUUGGAAGGUUGAAUGUCAGCCGCCGCGUGGUGAAGUUGCCAAGGGGCAAAGUUUUUGCGCAUGCGGUCUCCGUCAAGCCGCCGCGUGCGAGUACAGUGGCUUUGGCUCCCACGCGUGCCACAGAGCUUGUCAAGAUAUAGUGAAACCAGGUAUGAUUGGUGGUCAAUUUCUUACCAUGGUCGAUUACUACAAGGUCAGACGGCCUUCUUUCAGGCCUACCGCGUCAGAGAGUCAACGGAGACGUGCAUUCCUGGAAGAAGAGCUUGUUUCACUGCUUGCUGACUGCAUCCCGAAACUACCCGCGGAACUGCUAUAUCAAAUAGCGGGUUAUGCGUCGUCCGAGUAUGCCACUACUCAUCUCAUAACACAGAUGGCCAAACAUGAGCCUCGGAAUACAGUAUUCGACUUAAGAAAGAACAUCUGGGCUGAAUACGUCGACUUUGAGGGUCAAACGUACAUCCGGGCGCUCUCCAACACGAAUUUCGACAUCCUGGACGGAGUGUUCAAGGGCACCUGGAAGCUCAUAUUCAGUGAAAAGCAAUACCACAGUACACAGAUAAUUUUGAUCGAAAUGUCUACCCUUGGGAUCCGAAGGAUUAUAUUCACGGAUGAUUCCUCCAGGCCCGAGAUUGAAGAAAAGCCGGACAUUUGGUGGCAAGUGAUGAGCUUUCGAGGCGGGCCACUUAUCGUUGCAGAGACAGAUGGUGUGAAACUACGCUGCUUAACCUUCGAGGCUGAGAGGUUCAAGCGUGUGAGCACUCGUCCCAGUCCAAAUGUCAUGUGGCCCACGCCAGCCAGAUAUGAUCACCACGAGCUGUUAUCUGUAAACUCUCAACAAACUCCGACACCGAGAUCACAUCUCCGCAGACAGCCACGGCGAAUGGAUUCUGUUGACCUUCGAAGUCCCGAUAUACUUGGACUCUCAUUCGCAAUCUACAAUGGCAGGAACCCGCACAAUAGCCGUCCCAUCGCAAAUAUCCAUGCACACUUGCCAGGAGAAAAUCACAGCUUCUAUCGUGAGGUUGAGAAGAAAGCCCCGGAUCGUAUAACAUGGCUCUAUAUCCCCUUGGAGUCACAGGAGCUCAAAACAAGUAAGGGUCGCUCUUACCAUAUCGGAUCGGUGAAGCAUGACCCAAAUCCGCAGUGGAAGCUGGUCCAUGCCUCAAGUCAAGGCCUGAAGCGGAUGUUUUUCGAACAUACUGACGACACAACACUCGAUACAUGGAGUCUUGGAUUCGACCGUAGCGAUGCUGUGCAUGCGACAACCAGGGCUAAUGAGACCCAGUCGCAGGUUCAUCCAGCAUUGCAUUGGGCUCAUUCGCUUCAUAUAGAUCCAGGGCCGAAUUGCUCCUCCGCGGUGCUCGACGGCGUCAUUGAAGUUACGCAAUGCCUACGGAUAGCCAACAGUCGCAGGUCGCCUGGCAUCGGGAGGUACACCUCGGGGCUUUUACUGCGCUAUCACGAUGGGCACGUGGAGAGACUCGGAGAAGCCCGUCUCGACCUCACGGAAAGCCGCAAAGUUCUCCCAACAGAUGUCAUCCGCUUCAUCUUCCAGAGUAAUCAGGUCAAAUUCUGCCUGGUCGGCCCACCCCAGGAAAACAAUGACCCAAACGCGGCAAAUGUCGAGAUACCCAUGCGUGGAACUCUGCACUGGUGCUUUCGUGAGGAGGAGGUUUUGCUCAGGCACAACGAGCAGAGAAUUUCCGCAAGGAAUUACCCAACGUUUGAAUAA
Messenger RNA from Clonostachys byssicola, 1956 nucleotides. NCBI's taxonomy places the organism in Eukaryota, Fungi, Ascomycota, Sordariomycetes, Hypocreales, Bionectriaceae. The record is from the annotation of a GenBank genome assembly.